Messenger RNA from Chaetomium strumarium, 1328 nucleotides. RefSeq lists its product as uncharacterized. Lineage: Eukaryota; Fungi; Ascomycota; Sordariomycetes; Sordariales; Chaetomiaceae. The coding region runs from base 206 to 1273 and encodes 355 amino acids. Gene Ontology annotation, molecular function: hydrolase activity. The record is from RefSeq and is a predicted model, not a curated record. The transcript has 3 exons.
AUCAAUUCGACGCUGAAAGACCUAGGUCCCUCUUCGUACUCCAAAGUGUCUCCUUGGAGUCGAAAGGAACAAGCCCAUAUCUAUCAACUCCCUUUCAUUCUAUCAAAAAUUUGGAACCCUCCCUGCACUUGCUGUGACAACCCGAUCACAACAUCAACAUCAACAUCAACAUUACACAGACCGGUAUUCAUACAGGUACACAACCAUGUCAUCUCCUCACCCUAUAAUCGACAGCCACAUCCACCUCUACCCCUCCUCCGAGCUCUCCAACCUCGCCUGGUGCACCCCAGACCACCCGCUCGGCAAGCAGUGCUCCGUAGAUGAGUUCCGCGCCGCCGCCACCGCCACCGGCUCUAACCCUGCCUCUGCCUCUUCCGAAGCCCCUCGCCCUCCACCCCAGCUAUCCGGCUUCAUCUUCAUCGAGGCAGACCGCAAGAACGAUGGCGCGCAGGACUGGACGGGCCCGCUGCAGGAGGUGGCCUUCAUGCGCCGGCUGGCGAACGGCGAGUCCAACCCGGGCGAGGGCCAUUCCGCCGAGGACGCCAGGCUGUGCCUGGGGCUCGUCCCCUGGGCUCCCGUGAACCUGGGGCCGGAGCGGCUGGGCGAGUAUCUCGAGCGGGCCGAGAAGGAGGCCGGCCCCCUGGCGUGGAGCAAGGUGAAGGGGUUUCGCUAUCUGCUGCAGGACAAGCCGAACGGGGUCGGCUUGAGCGACCAGUUCAUUGAGGGGCUGAAGUUGCUCGGGAGGAAGGGGUAUGUGUUUGAGGUUGGCGUCGAUCAGCACCGGAGGGGGAGGAUUCAGUUGGAGGAGGCCGUCGAGAUGAUUGAUCGUGCGCAUGACGGGGUGGCGGAAGAGGAAAAGGUGGUGUUUGUUCUGAACCAUCUUUGCAAGCCGGACUUGACCAUUGUCAGCCAGACUGACCCGGCAUACCUCGCGUGGCGCACGGCCAUGUUCACAUUGAGCAAGUGCCGCCGCACCUACAUGAAGCUCAGCGGCUGCUUCUCCGAGCUGCCCGACCAGCUGAAGCAGCGGCCGGCUCAUGACAUCUUCUCGGCCAUCCUCCCGUGGCUGGCGGUCGUGGUCGCCGCCUUCGGCCCCAGCAGGAUCAUGUUUGGCAGUGACUGGCCGGUCUGCACAGUGGGAGUUGGCGACGACGCCUGGAAGAAAUGGCACAAGAUUGUCGACAUGGUGUGUGAUCUGGCUGGUCUGAGCACGGAGGACCAGGCGAUGCUCUGGAGCGGGACAGCGAAGGAGGCCUACAAAAUCGAAUCUUAAAAAAGGAUUAUUCCCUCUUCGCCCUGGCCCAUCAUGUGGAUGUUAUGUACGGCGA